Messenger RNA from Aspergillus vadensis CBS 113365, 879 nucleotides. RefSeq names its product cyclin-dependent protein kinase. Gene Ontology annotation, cellular component: nucleus; cytoplasm. Bases 1 to 879 code for a protein of 292 amino acids. Gene Ontology annotation, molecular function: ATP binding; cyclin-dependent protein serine/threonine kinase activity. Gene Ontology annotation, biological process: protein phosphorylation. NCBI's taxonomy places the organism in Eukaryota, Fungi, Ascomycota, Eurotiomycetes, Eurotiales, Aspergillaceae. The record is from RefSeq and is a predicted model, not a curated record. The transcript has 4 exons.
AUGACACGAACAUCACCCAACUCCUUCCAACAGCUAGAAAAGCUCGGCGAAGGCACCUACGCCACGCUCGUGGCACUCAAAGAAAUCGCCCUAGACACCGAAGAAGGCACACCCUCGACCGCAAUCCGCGAGAUCUCUCUCAUGAAAGAGCUCCACCACGAGAACAUCCUGCGCCUACACGAUGUCAUCCACUCUGAGAACAGACUCAUGCUCGUCUUCGAAUACAUGGACAAAGACCUAAAGCGCUACAUGGACACCAACGGCGGGCAUCUCGAACCCUCCGUCAUCAAAUCCUUCGCAAACCAACUCGUGUGCGGCGUCGCCUUCUGUCACGAGAACCGCAUUCUCCACCGCGAUCUCAAGCCCCAAAACCUCCUGGUAAACCACAAAGGCCAGCUCAAACUCGCAGACUUCGGUCUCGCCCGCGCAUUUGGCAUCCCGGUGAACACCUUCUCCAACGAAGUCGUCACGCUGUGGUACCGCGCGCCAGACGUAUUACUAGGGAGUCGAAGCUACAGCACGAGCAUCGACAUCUGGUCCAUUGGAUGUAUUAUCGCGGAGAUGUCUAUGGGCCGGGCAUUGUUCCCCGGAUCGAAUAAUGAGGACCAAUUGCAGAAGAUUUUUAAGGUCAUGGGGACCCCGUGUGAGACGUCGUGGAGGGGUGUGUCGAGGUUGCCUGAGUAUCGCGCGGAUUUUCCACUGUAUGUGGAACAGGACUUGUGGGGACUGAUGCCUAGGAUGGAAGAAAGGGGGAUGGGACUUGUCAGGGCGAUGUUGAGGUUACAGCCUGAGAUGAGAAUAAGUGCUGUGGAUGCGUUGAGUUAUUCUUGGUUUACUGGUGGUCAGCUCCAUGAUGAGGAGGGACAGGGUGGCUGGUGA